AUGCAGGCGUUCUUCAGCGUUGCUCUGUUGCUGCUCAACUUCGCGAUCACCCAGGCCACCAACUCGUACCCGGUUGUACUGGUGCACGGGUUUGGUGGUUGGGGUCGUGACGAACUGCUCGGAUUCAAGUACUGGGGCGGCAUCCAAGGCGACAUUCAAGAGGAGCUCGAAGCACAGGGCUACACAGUCUACACAGCGUCAAUCGGUCCGUUCUCCAGCAACUGGGAUCGUGCUUGUGAGCUGUACGCACAGAUCAAAGGCGGCGUGACCGACUACGGUGCCGCUCACUCUGCAAAUUAUGACCAUUUACGCUAUGGCAAGAACUACACAGGUCUGUACCCAGAGUGGGGCGAGACCAACUCGGACGGGUCGAUCAACAAGAUCCACCUUAUCGGCCACAGUAUGGGCGGUCAGACCAUCCGAAUGCUGGCUCAAAUGCUUGAAAAGGGCACAACCGGAGCUCCAGUCGAAGAGAAGAGCUACACGUCACCCUUAUUUGAGGGUGGGCACGACUGGAUCCACUCCAUCACGACUAUUUCAACACCAAACCAGGGCACGACGCUGGCUGAUGGUUUCUCGGAAAUCGGUGAUACCAUCAAAGAUCUGCUAGUGUCGAUCAUCAACGUACUCGGUAUCUUUGGUGACUCAGUGGAUCUCCUCUAUGACGCCCAGUUAGACCAGUGGGGCAUCACAGCUAAGCAGAACGAUGAAACGCUACAAGAAUACUUCGACCGGGUAUUCUCUAGUAGUAUCUUCGACCCAAGUUUCAAGGAUGUUUCCAUCUGGAGUUUGUCGGUAGCAGGAGCUAAGGAGGAGAGCACGUGGGUUGAGACUCUGGACGAUGUCUACUACUACAGUUACGCUACCAAGGACACCUUCUCGACGUACAACUGGAAGCUGCAGAAGAUCUCGUACCCGAACAUCUUGACUAUGCUACUGCCACUAGACGUUCUCUCUAUCUUCCUUGGAAGUCGCUAUGCACCCGAUAUUCUCAGUUUGACUACUGACUGGCAGCCUAACGAUGGCGCUGUCAACACCAUUUCCAUGAAUCAGGACUAUGUCGGUGACCUGGUUGAGUUCGACGGCUCGUCGGUGAUCGGAAAGUGGAACCAGAUGACGCAGCUCACGGGCUUAGACCACUUGGCUGUGACCGGUAUCACGCUGCUCUACCAGAUCUUUGACAUCUAUGAGGCUCAUGCUGAGCUGCUCUAUAGUCUACCAAUGGGUUCAAGCUCCUCGCGUCGCCUUGUCGAGGCAAAUACCACGGUCGCUGCCAAGCUGGACAGCGCUAUUUCAUCACUCACAACUGCCGCUGCCAGCAUCCAGACCCAAGGAGACCUCGAGGCCCUGUGCGAAAACCCCAUCAACACGUACGCCGAGAACUACUGCGCCAAUAUGCUGAACGCCACACUGGUCAACGAUACCAUCGCUACGGCUAAUGCUACGGUGGAAGUUGCCACGAACACAUCCAUCAACACAAACGUGAGCUUUACUCGUAGGCUGCGCGGAUAAAGCUGCAGCUUAAGAUGUGGGAAGCGUAUAAUUGUUCUAUGAUGGAAUGCGCAUGUUUAGUUUCAAAGAAGUUCAAUAGAGUAG
Messenger RNA from Phytophthora nicotianae INRA-310, 1596 nucleotides. RefSeq lists its product as hypothetical. The record is from RefSeq and is a predicted model, not a curated record. The transcript has a single exon. The coding region runs from base 1 to 1512 and encodes 503 amino acids. NCBI's taxonomy places the organism in Eukaryota, Oomycota, Peronosporomycetes, Peronosporales, Peronosporaceae.